AUGGGUUUCAGUUCAAGGACAUACCGUGUUGUUCUUGGUGAACACGAUCUGAACUCCAACAGUGGAAGAGAGCAGAUCAUCAGCGUCAGCCAGAUCUACAUCCACUCCAACUGGAACUCAAACAGUGUUGCCAAUGGGUAUGACAUCGCCCUCCUAAAGCUUUCAUCCAAUGCAGUUCUGAACUCUUACGUCCAGCUUGCCUCUCUGCCUCCUUCCGAGGAGAUUCUGCCACACAACAACCCUUGCUACAUCACUGGAUGGGGACGCACCUCCACUGGUGGUAGCCUGUCUACUCAGCUAAAGCAAGCCUACCUUCCUCUGGUGGAGCACAAGACCUGCUCCAGCAGUAGCUGGUGGGGUAGUACUGUGAAGACCACUAUGGUGUGCGGUGGUGGCAGUAAUGAGUCUGGAUAUAAUGGGAGUUUAUCUAGAAAGGACACCUGCUUCUGCUCCUACGCUCAAAGCUGGGGCCCACUGUGGCCCACAGUGGAGAUGCAGGCCCGGGGGGAACCAGAUCCCCAGAACCAUCAGGGAUAA
Molecule: messenger RNA, 537 nt
Organism: Cyprinodon variegatus (sheepshead minnow)
Lineage: Eukaryota; Metazoa; Chordata; Actinopteri; Cyprinodontiformes; Cyprinodontidae
Product: elastase-1-like
Exons: 5
Coding region: 1-537 (178 amino acids)
Biological process (GO): proteolysis
Molecular function (GO): serine-type endopeptidase activity
Source: RefSeq, a predicted model, not a curated record